UGACUUCCGGCUGUUUGUUGUUAUCCAGCUCGUUGGAAGCGACGGUGCGGUGACGUUAAAGACCAGUUUAAUGUCAAGAUGGGGGCUUGUCUGGCGUUGUGCUCGUUAGCCAGCUGUGCCUCCUGUCUGUGUGGCUCAGCACCAUGCCUUCUGUGUGGCUGCUGUCCAUCCUCCAACAGCUCCACCAUCACACGGCUGGUUUUCUCCUUCUUUUUGCUGCUGGGUACCUUGGUGUCCGUCAUCAUGAUCCUUCCUGGGAUGGAGACACAGCUCCGUAAAAUCCCAGGAUUUUGCCAGGGAGGAAGCGCUAUACCUGGUUUUGAAAACCAGGUGAACUGUGAUGUCAUUGUGGGCUACAAGUCUGUGUACCGCAUGUGCUUCGCCAUGACCUGCUUCUUCUUUCUGUUCUCCGCCAUCAUGAUUCGUGUCCGUAGCAGCAAAGACCCACGUGCAGCUAUUCAAAAUGGGUUCUGGUUCUUUAAAUUUCUGAUCCUGAUCGGGAUUACAGUGGGAGCUUUUUUCAUCCCUGACGGAACAUUUGAUACUGUGUGGUUUUACUUCGGACUAGUGGGAUCCUUCAUCUUCAUUCUUAUCCAACUUAUUCUUCUCAUUGAUUUUGCCCACUCCUGGAACAAGUUGUGGGUAGGAAAUGCUGAAGAUGGUGACAACAAAUGCUGGUUUGCAGGCCUGCUGACUUUCACCUUCCUGUACUAUGCACUGGCUGUCACUGCUGUGGUGCUUUUCUACGUUUACUACACUCAGCCUGAUGACUGCACAGAGCACAAAGUCUUCAUCAGCCUCAACCUCAUCUUCUGCGUCAUCAUUUCCAUCGUCUCCAUUCUGCCCAAGAUACAGGAAGCCCAGCCACACUCCGGUUUGCUCCAGGCUUCACUCAUCUCCCUCUACACCAUGUAUGUCACUUGGUCUGCAAUGACCAACAAUCCAAAUCGAAAAUGUAACCCCAGCCUGCUGAGUCUAGUGUCGAACAUCACCACCACUGAGCCAUCUGGUGACGGCACCCCAGGACAGGUGCAGUGGUGGGACGCUCAGGGCAUUGUUGGCUUGAUCAUCUUCCUUUUCUGCACUCUCUAUGCCAGUAUCCGUUCGUCCAGCAACACCCAGGUAAACAAGUUGAUGCAGACGGAGGAGGGCGGAGGGUCAGGCGGAGAGGGUGUGGUGGGAGAGGACGGCAUUCUCCGGGCCGUGGACAAUGAGGAAGAGAAAGUCUCUUACAGCUACUCCGUUUUCCACUUCCACCUCUGUUUGGCCUCUCUGUACAUCAUGAUGACUCUCACCAACUGGUACCAACCAGGCACCACCACCCAAGCCAUGCCGAGCCUUAUGCCAGCUGUGUGGGUGAAGAUGUGCUCCAGCUGGCUGGGCCUCGGACUCUACCUCUGGACCCUCAUCGCCCCUCUCGUCUUCCCUGAUAGGGAUUUCAACUGAGUAUGCCUUGUCUUUUAGCUGUAUUUUGUUGUUUUGUUUCUUGCCACGUGUAUCCGGCUGUGUGAAGGAUACUGUGAAUGAAAUGGGAAGGAUGUUAUAAAGGGAAUACAUUUCUUAUAUUUUGUUUUCAAUUAAUUGCCUCUGCUGGUGUUGUGCUUGUGUUGUUUUACUUCUCUUAGAGUGAUUAUUAAGUGCGAUAAUCUCUACAGACUAAUUGAAAGUGGAAAUAGAUUUUUUAGUAAACCUGAUUUUGGUUACAAUAAUUUACAAUACUUUUUUUUAUAGGCAACUCCCUACCUUCUGCCUGAUGUAGUCUGAACUAUCACAAAGACUCAACAACAAGGCACUUUCUUGAUACCUCAGACAUUUCAGUAACAGAUUCCCUUUUAAGGGCCUGUGAGGGUCUGGAAUCCCUGAUUAGCUGGACUCUUUUUAGUGCUGGAGGCAACUAGGGGAACCCUCCUUAGGAGCCCCAGAGUUAGUUGAGUGUGAGAAUUAGAUAAGACUAAUAUGACACGCCCUGCAUAGCAUAACAGGGCUUCCCUCUAGCUGCUCGGCUGUGUGCAAAUCUACGUCAUUACACGUCAAGUCAGAGAUUCUUAAUAGACCACCAGUCGGAUCUCAGCUCUCCCUCUUCCACUCCAACAUAGGAUCAUUUAUCUCUGGUGCUACGCCUUUCCAUGUCGGACUGUGUUUGGCCCUGUAUAGCAAUCAGUUUGAAGCAGGGAGACGUGUAUUGAUCCAUAGCAGUCAGCAUCAUGCGAUGUGCAGCGGUACGGUUCAGUAGGUGAUAGCUUGAACUCCACAGACCUGUGCUCUCACAAAUGCCAUUAUUUCCAGAAUGUUGCCACACAGCCUGCUAUGGAGUUGAGUUAAAAACAAUAUGAAUUUGACGCAUUUCAGAAAAAUGAAGAAUUGCUGUGAAAUGGUUAUGACUAUCGUAGUAUGUUUAUGGUUGUGAUGGUGGUACAAUCCUUUUAUGCAUUUUAUGGUGUUUACCUCGCUUUCAAUAAGUUUAAAUAAGAUCGAUGUGUUUUGUACUUGUGAACACUUUUGGUACAAUCCUGAGAAUGUUAUUGUCUGUCUAUGUUGUGUUCUUUUCCAACAUUUCAAUGCCCAACCAUAUCAAUCAGAUUUCACUGGUUCUCUCGAUGCAUUAUGAGUAUUAUGAAUGAAGUUUUUCAAAGUGUUUAAACCAAUUCAGACCUUUUUAUUUUUAUUUAUUUUUUUUGGCAGAAUUAACAGUCAAUCAAUCAAGAAUCUUAACAUUUAUAAAUCAAGAAUCAUGAUUACCGAAACGUUGUCACUAUAUAUCUCUGAAUGCAAGUGAAGAAGAAGUUUUUUUUGUUCCAUAUUGUCUACCCUAGGUAUUCUCCUACGCACCUUUCGACCUACUGGUGUGCAAACAUUUUCUCUAUAUAGAUCAUAACUUGUUCAUUUUGAAAACAACGUGCCUUAUUCUAAUCCUGCGUUUCAGAAAAGAACUAAACACUAAUGCGGACAUGUGCUUAUUAUGCCUUGCCUUACAUUGUUGUGAGUCAGUCAUUGCAUGCCAAUAAGGCAUAGGCUUAUGACAUGAAUACAUAUUGUAAUUAAUGUAUUAACACUGUUUUUAAUAAAGAUAGAAAU
This is a messenger RNA of Anoplopoma fimbria (sablefish), 3075 nucleotides long. RefSeq names its product serine incorporator 2, like (gene serinc2l). NCBI's taxonomy places the organism in Eukaryota, Metazoa, Chordata, Actinopteri, Perciformes, Anoplopomatidae. The transcript has 10 exons. The record is from RefSeq and is a predicted model, not a curated record. Bases 79 to 1446 code for a protein of 455 amino acids. Gene Ontology annotation, cellular component: membrane.